CCUUAAUGAAUAAAAUUAAUAAACUGAAGAACAAUCCAUGGAGAAUCUAUGGAAUUGCUCAUGAGAAAAACUAGGGCUAAGAAAACGAACGUAAAAACGGCCUAAGGGAAAAAUAAUAAUCCUCACCCCUUAAAUGGUUUCACUUUACUCCCUUAUGAACAAUAAUCGCAUGUGUGAAAGAGCCGAUGUGUCAUUUUUUCCUCCUUUCCAUUGUUUUAUGAAUCAUUCUGACUUACUUUUUACCUUGGAAUUUUCUUCUUUCUCCUUUCUUGAUUGAUGAGUUAUUAUACUUCAGAGCUCUAGAAAUUCAACUUAGCUUGAAUGCUUCAACUUUCUCACUCUUCUGAUCCUCUCUCAGUUUUCUCGCUUUCUCUCUCUUGCAUUUCUCUUACCUGGAAGGCUACGGAGAUGAAGCAUGCUUUGCUAACAAGAGCUUCAAAAGUUUUGCCAACCAGAGCUUUGAUUUUAUUUUAUUUUAUUUUAUUUUAUUUUAUUUUAUGGGUAAAUUUUGGUUCUUUUUAGGGAACUAAUUUUGUGGAUUUUCAAUUUAUUUAUCUAAUGUGAAAACCCUAAUUUCAGGGAAAAAUAUUCAUAAAGAAGAAAUGGAGAGAAGAGGAAACUUCGGAUACAAUAUGGCGUGGUUAAGAAGGCAUAUCAUUUACUUCGAUUUACUGAAUUUCGAUCUUAUUAUAUAAUCCUACAGAAUUUAUGUUAUCAUAUAAUUAAUUAACAUUUCACUAUUUGUAAAAUAGACUGAGAAGGCCUUGAAGCAGCAAAGUGUUUAUGAGCUUGAAGAAAACAGGAAAGGGAAAGCGUCCCGGGAAAAGAGGAAACAGGUUAUGGAAGAUCAUUAGUUUGGAAUUCAAGACUCCCAGAUAAGCUAUUGAAGUCCCUUUUCUAGGUGGACAAUUGAGUCUGAUGAGGAGAGAGAAAGAAGAGAAUGAUACUAUAAAAUGGCGCAACACAAUAGUGGGAUACCCAUGAUUGAAAUCUACCGGUCUUUGGUUAAUAAAGUUGAUAAGAAAUUCGCUAAGAUCAGGGAUUUCCCUCUUUAUGAACGCAAUAGGGCGGUUAUUAGCCCUGAGGGUAAAUCGAUCGUUGAUUGUACCAGGGAAGGACCGUUGUUUGUCAAGGAAGAGGCGAAUUGUUGUGUUAGAGCUGGUGGGAAUAGUUGGUGCUGAUCCCAUGUUGCUAAAGAACCUUGUUUAUGAUGUUCCUUUUGCUGAAAAUAUCAUUAAGACUCCUAUUUCCACUGGUUCAGGGAUUGUACGAGGUUCGGGUCUUGAUAUUGGUGAUUUACUAAGGUGGAAGAUGCUUUUGGAGAAAGCUCAUGGCAAUUGGAAAGCUCAAGAUGCAAGGAAGUGGAUUAUCCAAGUUCUAGCUCUUGCGCUUUCAAGCCGUGCUCUCAUGAAGAAUGGGUGUUGAACCCAUAAUCAAGUGCUUUUGGGACUGCCUCUCUUAGUGUUUAUCAUCAUCAUGUUGCGCAUUCAUUCGAAGACCUUAGCGAACACACGAAGCCGCGAGAAGAUUGAAGAAACCCAGAAACGCACAGGCGCGCAAAGCACGAGAGCGGGCGCACAACCCCUAUGCGCGGGCGCGCUACUCCUGCUCAUGCAGCCGUGCCUCUCUGGGUACUUCCUUGCUCGGUUUUUUGUCGCGCCUCCUAUAUAUAUCUUUGUAACCCAACUUGUGGGGAAAGUUUUAGAAUAGGUUUUGGGGAGAAUUAGAAUUCAUAAUUUUAGCUUAGUUGAGAGCUUCUCUCUCUAGUUUUAGGGUUAGUUUAGGAGUAGAUUUUAGAGAGAGAAA
This is a messenger RNA of Chenopodium quinoa (quinoa), 1806 nucleotides long. RefSeq lists its product as uncharacterized. The transcript has 5 exons. Bases 1054 to 1425 code for a protein of 123 amino acids. The record is from RefSeq and is a predicted model, not a curated record. Lineage: Eukaryota; Viridiplantae; Streptophyta; Magnoliopsida; Caryophyllales; Amaranthaceae.